Molecule: messenger RNA, 2534 nt
Organism: Selaginella moellendorffii
Lineage: Eukaryota; Viridiplantae; Streptophyta; Lycopodiopsida; Selaginellales; Selaginellaceae
Exons: 10
Coding region: 1818-2345 (175 amino acids)
Biological process (GO): mitotic spindle organization; attachment of mitotic spindle microtubules to kinetochore; kinetochore organization
Cellular component (GO): Ndc80 complex
Molecular function (GO): protein-containing complex binding
Source: RefSeq, a predicted model, not a curated record
AAAUUUCUGUGGUGAUGAGUCAAUGGCUGAGCGCCCAAAGAAGCGAUCAGAUAAUAUUGAAGCCAGGAUGUGGUUGUGGACCAUGUGGUUACAAAACAAUCGCACUGCGCAUCUUCUCACAAUUCAUGUCACAUUGUAAGUCCCAGCUAAACUUUUGUGUCAUGGUCCUUACUUAUCACUCACUGGAGGCUCCAAAGUUCUCCUCAAAGUUGCGGCCUUUAAGAUAUGGCGUAGACAAGAUCGUAGACAGCCGAUACCUCUUCGAGCGAAGCUUGCACAAGUUUUUCUCUCACCACUCAGUUGGAAAGGAGCAAAGCGAGAUAACCAGCAGCGCAGGAGUAUCUGUUACUACCUCAAAUAUCAUGGCAAAGCCGAUGGGAGUGAAUCCAAUCACUCAGUGGCCUCCAGUAACAGGAGACCCUAGAAACGCCAGUGAGCAGCAACAACAGUGCCCAUCGAUCUCCAAGGAGGUACGUCUUGAGGAAGACAGGGCUGGCGCUAGUGUUCCCACAGACGGCUCCAUUCCGGAAUCCCAACCGGAGAGGAAGGAAGAAACCGUGGCUUGGGAGUAUAAGCAGGAAGAGGUCGAUCACAGCGUGUUUGCAGAGCUUCCCUCUGAAAUCCAGCAAGAAUUACAGGGUAGAAUGGGUGUCCAAAGCAACAAGCGAGGAAAGCCGACAACGAUAGCGGGUUUUUUAAGCUCGAAAACGUGAUACAGUGCUAGUCAACGCGCUUGGUCAAUUUAGUCAACGAGCACACUGCUAGAGUCAAUGUGAUCGCGGCGGACGUGUAUACAGUUUAUCUUCCCAUCAAAUUGUUUUCUAGAGUUUAUGCUCCUCCAUGGCCGGGUCACGCAACACUUACUCCUUGAGCGGAAGGAGAUCCUCAAGUGCCUGGCGCAGAUCGGCGUGACCGACCUCUCGGAGGAGAAUCUGGUAAAGCCGUCUAGGGAGAUCAUCUGGCCGCUGUACGAGAAUCUGGUGCAAUACCUUGCGGGAAUCCCCAGGAAUGAGCUCCAAUCAUAUUUCGUUUACGAAACCCGCAACCUCUCUCAACCCUCAAUCCUGACCGGAAGAACGAUUGGAAAAAGCAAUUGCAUGGACCCUAUCGCGGGGAGGAAGUGGAUGCAAAGAGCGUUGCUGCCACCAAACAUGACUGACAGCAGCCCGUUCUUGGCGCCUUGGAUUGCUGCGGCAUCAGGAGCUCUAUGCUGAUUCAGUCGGGACUCUGGCGUCGUUUCGUGCGAUUUCCAAGCUCAUGCAUGCCGUUGGUGUGGAUGAUUUCGGAACCAGGGAUAUUUUCAGGCGGGAGCCGACUAGAACAGUGAUCAACUUUGCGUACUUCGGGUGUGGCGUCUUUCUUCUUUUUUGUUUGAUCACAAAGACUGCUAACUACUUUUGAUUUUGCAUGGAGCGGAGAGGGAACUUCCAGAUACCGAGACGACAGAAUCCAGCAAUUGGAAGAAACCAGGAUACAGCUUCAAAACGCAAUUGCUCAAGACGAGGCGGAGCGAAAGCUGAGGAGCCUCAAGUCCAGAAAUUGCCCGUGGAGGCGAAAGAACUGGAGCAGAAAAUCUACGAUCUCAACAAACAACAAGCCGUGUUGCAAAGCGACAUACGUGGCAUCAAAGAGGAGCUGAAUUGUGGAGUGUUUUUUCUUCUUCUUAAACAGUGAGAUGUUGGUGUGUAUUUAGAUUGUAAGCGAGAAAGCCUCUGUUUCUCAAAUGAAACAAGAAGGGUUCCAGCUGCGGACACAGAUUGUACAAUCUCCCGACAAGCUUCGGAAAAUGCUUGAAGACAGGAGGGCGGCUGUUCAGAAUGCGGAAGCUGAGGUUGAAUCGGCCCGUCAAUCCGUCGAGGAAGCACAAGUACGAGGCAUACACAAAAGCGAAAAGGAAAGUGCAAAAAUGCCUUGAUAUGAUGGACUCGCUGAACAAGCAGGCGGCUCUUCAGAAGAAAAUGGUGAAAGAUUCGAAGGAGAUGAAGGUGAAACUUAAAGAGAAUGAAGAGAAGCAUUCGGUUAUCAGCCAGCACUUUCACAAUCUACUGGAGAAGCUAGAUUCGUCCUUCGACGUCAAGUGCCAGGAGACGGUCAAGGAGCUUGAAGAUUUCAGGUUGCAAAAUGCGCCCCUGAUUGAUCAACUGGAUAAACAGGAAGAGAAAAUCGCGAGAAAGCAAGACGAGGUGGAAAUUAUCACAAGUAACUUAAACGAGGCUCGGUCGAAGAAAGAAGCCGGGCUCAAGGCCUUUCACGACGAAGUGGAGCUGAUACAAAACGAGGUCCUGAGAUACAACGAGGACUCGAUGAGAGUGAUUGAGUCCUCCAGUGGACGUUUCAUACAAUGACUUACCCACAGUAUGACGCGCGGUACCGGCGCACGGAGGCGUUCCAGCUAUGCGUUCACGUUGACUAUUUUGACCGGACGGUUGGAAUGCGCUGACCAAAUGUUUUUAAGCGCCAUUUACAGAAAAUGUUUAAAAAGUAGCUCUAUAGUUGCGAGCCAAAACGAAAAGGAUUCGGUAUGGAGAUUUGUU